Molecule: messenger RNA, 959 nt
Organism: Acanthocheilonema viteae
Lineage: Eukaryota; Metazoa; Nematoda; Chromadorea; Rhabditida; Onchocercidae
Source: the annotation of a GenBank genome assembly
AAAUGACGACAAAUGCUAUGGAAAUCGUAAAGACAAUCCCUACCGAAACUAUCGUUUUAACGGUAUAUACAGCUGAAGGAAAAAAGCAAACGAAGAAUGAAAUUAAAGAAAAAUCAUAUAGAGACAAAAUACUAGAAAUUGUUGAGAAAGUAGUAGAAAGGAACGAUAAUCCUUGCGCAACAUACGUCAUCGAGGAAUUUAGCGACAAAGCUACUUUUAGCAGAUUGCUAUCGGAGGCAGAAGUUAUUUGUGAAUUAGAAAAGAUUUUUCAUGAUGUGAAAUCUGCUGUCAACAUUAGCAUUGCAAACGCAAUUGAAUCAUUUCGCAGAAUUCCAUGGGCAUCGCAAAUUACAAACAUAUUGUUUGUUCCGGAUGAGACCAUGUACAGAAACCAGAAAAUGUUCAGAGAUGAUAUGAAGUCGGCGAAAGAUUUAUUAAAACGAAUGGCAACCGAGAAUCUAAUCAGUGCACCUCGUAUUAUCAUCGGUAAUUCGAUGUGUUUCCGCGAUAUUGAUAGAUCCGUGAGCGUGUAUUCCUCAGAUAUGAGCGUUAAUGAAUUAACAAAUGCUAUUCUACGCGCGUUAAAAGCAAAAGAAUUUACGAUGUCAGAAGGCUUGUUCACUUCAAUAACUUCAAUUAACGAAGAUGAAAUGGCACUCUCCAAUACUUCAAAAACUCACUCGACACGUCCCUGGAUUAAGAGUACUGCUCAAGAAAAACAAAUGUCAACAUUAGACAUCGAAAAUAUUGAUUCAACCACAACUUCAUUCGAUCUACCAAUGACAGUAACUGGAUCUGCAGAAUGUGCACCACCAAAAACAUUUGUAAGUUAUUCGACUGCAGAAUCUGAAGUAGUUAACUCUACCUCGACGAUAAGUCAUACGGAUAGUCAAUUUCAAAAUCAGAAUCAGAAGGUACAAACAAGUUUUUAUCACAUAAAAGUAUUAAAGAAACAUUGA